Molecule: messenger RNA, 922 nt
Organism: Pseudo-nitzschia multistriata
Lineage: Eukaryota; Bacillariophyta; Bacillariophyceae; Bacillariales; Bacillariaceae
Source: the annotation of a GenBank genome assembly
UGAUCGAUCGAUUGGUUUGUUCACUCAUUUAUUCAUUCAUUCUGUUGAACGAAAGGGUCUGGGGCCAUUGUCGAGAGUACUCGCGUCAUCCAGKCUGUGUCAAGGUGAACAGUAAAGGACCGAUUUGCUGAUUAGGUACGAAGAAUAGGAGAAGACGAACGCUUGAUUCCUCCGUCUCCGAUACGACUACCAUGGCGACCGUCCAACCWGAAGCCACAGGACCUCCCGAACCUCCGAACGCCGCGGCGGACAACGACCACCAAAAAGUCGAUCGCAUAACGUCGCUACAGGAAGGAAUCGAYGGUCUCUCCCUGUCGUUGUUCGAAGCGCUGAGGGGCCUGAGAGACGCGGUAGCACCCGAAUCCGGCAACCUAGGCGGGGUGCAGCAGCAGCAGCAAGCACAGGCAAGCAACGCCGGCGAAACCAACGGCAACAAAAACAGCGGCAACAGCGAGAGUCCCAACGGAAGCCCGGAGGACGAUUUUGAGGAGUUUUGCCUCGCCUACCAAAACCGCGACCCGGACACCCUCGCCCUGGUCCAGAAGCACGCCAAGGGGGUGCCCACCCGGGAGAAGGACUUCCGCCUGAUCCACGAGCGGAUCCGGGAGGAAAAAGACGCCGACCUCGUCCGGGCCGUCGCGGCGACGGUCCUGGAGAAGAGCGCCGACAUCGACCGAAGGGUCUCGGAGCUGCCCGGGAUGCACCGGACGCGGAAAGAGCAGCUGGAGCGGAUCGAGGAGCUGAUCGAAAAGAACAAGGACACCGCCGCCAGGCUCGAGGACGCCUACCGGCGGGCGGAGCACCAGCGGACGAAGGUCCGCGCCUUUGUCCGGGACCACACGUGCCGGUCGYUGGGGAUCAUCGAGGACUAGCAAGAGCAAGCGCCGCCACAGACAGAACGCAAUAAUUCGUAACAGCUAUA